Pelagomonas calceolata is the source of this 412-nucleotide messenger RNA. Lineage: Eukaryota; Pelagophyceae; Pelagomonadales; Pelagomonadaceae. The record is from the annotation of a GenBank genome assembly.
AAAAAAGAUAAUAACCAGCUGCUCAACCGGCAAGGGAAAUUCUUACUUGGGUGGAAAACGCCCGACGGCUACAUCAACGUAGGAAUAAUGGGCCGAAGCUUCCGCUUCGCUCGGCUGAUCGGCCUCGCGGUGGUCUGGGAGGGCCAAACACGGGCGGACAUCGCGUUGAAACAAGUAGACCACAUCAACCGCAAGCGAGACGACAACUCUCCCCGAAACCUCAACUUUCUGGAGGCGAUGGACGACGCCGGCCGCAGCGCUCAAUCGCAGAACACGCGGUCCGCUUUGCUGCAGUUGAGGACUUGUCGUUUCGCGAGAAUACAAAGGAGGAGGAAAAAAAAAUCCACUACAAGCGGUUGACGGUGCACUACAAGAGAGCGGCCCUGAGAGAUCCGGUCCUCGGCCUCGGCUG